CGGCAGCCGCGGAUGUUAGCUGACCGACCGCCGGGCCAAAGCCCCACCAGGGGCGGCAGCUGGUAUGCGGAUGGCGGCGAGAGAGAGGCGCGGAGUAAAAGGGAAGCAAUGCAGAAAUCAGAGUGCCCUGGAGGUACACAGUCGAGAAACAGAGUAACAGGUAACUGUGAUCAAAGGGCAUCAUCAGGUGCACAGAUAAAACACAGGACUACAGUCCAGCAAAGCAGAUCCUCCUCAUCAACCAGUUCUCCAGAGUCUGCAAGAAAACUUCGUCCUCGACCAAGUGAUAAACUUAACCCCAAAACAAUUAACCCGGGUCUGAGAGAGACUAAACAUCCAUAUACCUUUGUGUCAAAGGAGGCUUUUAGAGAAUUACUUCUGGUCAAAAGUGCUCCUGAAAAAACUGUUCCUUUGCUGCCUAGACUGAUUCCUGUGCUAAAGGCAGCUCUGGUGCAUUCGGAUGAUGAAGUGUUUGAAAGAGGAUUGAAUGCCCUGGUACAGUUAAGUGUUGUUGUUGGUCCUUGUCUAAAUGACCAUCUGAAACAUCUGCUUACCAGUGUACGUACUGCAAAGAUUAGAGAGUGGUUUUGUAUAUGUAUCAUGCACCAUCCAUAUCUCUUCAUGAUUUAA
This is a messenger RNA of Propithecus coquereli (Coquerel's sifaka), 630 nucleotides long. RefSeq names its product PARK2 co-regulated-like (gene PACRGL). The record is from RefSeq and is a predicted model, not a curated record. The coding region runs from base 13 to 630 and encodes 205 amino acids. The transcript has 5 exons. NCBI's taxonomy places the organism in Eukaryota, Metazoa, Chordata, Mammalia, Primates, Indriidae.